GCCAUCAAACGCAUGAAGAAAAAAGGGAGUUAGGAGCCGAGGGCUCGUUUCCUUUUUUCCCCACCUCCCCCAGAACUCGAACGGCAUUCCAAAAAGACGCGGUUGCAGGCCACGGUUUCUGGUUCCUUCUCCUUCUUCCUUGCCGCCAAAACGCCAAGUAUGAAUGCACUAAGAAGCAUCGAGGGAAGCAGCGGGAUCAUGGAGUCUACUCUUAAGAAAUAUUUCGGUUUCUCCCAUUUUCGACCAUACCAGAAAGAGAUAAUCGAGGAAAUUCUGAAGGGAAGGGAUGCCUUGGUUGUCAUGGCUACUGGAAGUGGGAAGUCCGUAUGUUACCAAAUUCCUCCACUGAUUACUGGAAAGACUGCUGUAGUCAUAAGCCCACUCAUCAGUUUGAUGCAAGAUCAGGUGAUGAGUCUGACUCAACGGGGUGUCAAAGCUCAAUAUCUUGGAAGCACCCAAAAAGAUUGUACUGUCUAUUCAGAUGCUCAGAGUGGCCAGUUUGAUGUUCUAUACAUGACUCCAGAAAAGGCUGCUUCUCUGUCUAAUGGAUUUUGGUUGAACAUGCUUAAGAAAGGAAUUUCUCUAUUGGCUGUUGAUGAGGCACACUGCAUAUCAGAAUGGGGUCAUGAUUUCAGAAAAGAGUAUAAGCAGAUGCACUUACUGCGGGCCUUUCUUCCACAUAUUCCGUUCAUGGCCUUAACAGCCACAGCUACAGAGAAGGUGCAAGAGGAUAUUAAAUGCUCUCUGGAAUUGGAGGAUCCCUUUAUUGCUAUUGGUUCUUAUGAUCGAAAAAACCUUUUCUAUAGUGUUGGUUCAUUUAGUCAUGUUGCUUCUUUUCGAGAUGAUCUGAUUAAAGAAGUUGCAAAAUAUGUUGGUGAUGCUGCUUCUACAAUCAUAUAUUGUACUACAGUUAAAGAUGCUGAAGAGAUUUUUGAGGCACUUGGAAGAGCUGGAAUAAAAGCUGGUCUCUAUCAUGGCCAAAUGUCAAGCAAAUCUCGAGAGAAGUCUCACAGAUCUUUUGUUAGAGAUGAUCUAAUUGUCAUGGUUGCAACUAUUGCCUUUGGAAUGGGAAUUGAUAAGCCAGACAUACGGUGUGUAAUACACUAUGGCUGUCCAAAGAGUAUUGAAUCUUACUAUCAGGAAAGUGGUAGAUGUGGUCGAGACGGGUUACCUUCUAAAUGCUCGCUUUAUUACACAAGAGCAGAUUUUGCAAUGGCAGACUUCUACUGUUCAGAAUCUAACAGUGCUAUCAGAAGACAAGCCAUUAUGGACUCGUUUUUUGCGGCACACAAGUAUUGUAUGCUUACAAGCUGUCGUAGAGUUUUCCUAUUACAGUAUCUUGGGGAGAAAGCCGGUUUUACCAAUUGUGGUAAUUGCGAUAACUGUAUGAAUUCCACAGGAAGGGCAAGGGAUAUUUCCAGGGAGGCCUAUUUGUUGCUAAACUGUGUGGAGCUAUGUGGCAGCAGAUGGGGAAUCAACAUGCCCAUAGAUAUUCUUCGUGGAUCUCGUUCGAGAAAAAUAAUAGAUAAUCAUUUUGAAGAGCUCCCAACACAUGGGCUUGGUAGGGAUCGUUCAGUAAAUUGGUGGAAGGGGCUUGGUGAUCUUCUUAUUGCUCAUGGUUAUUUGAGUGAAAGACUAACUGAUGUUUACAGAAUAGUGAGGGUUAGUAAGCAGGGAAUGGACUAUCUUCAUGCAACAAGCAUUGGCUGUCAGCCACCUCUAGUUCUGGCAUUGACCAGUGAAAUGUUUGCGGAAGAAGGGAAUAGAAGUGGAGAAAAUAGUGUUGAAGGCGAUCCCAAAAGCUUGUCUGCAUUAAAAUGUGAAGGAUUAACGGAGGAAGAGUUGAAACUUUGCCAAAUGCUUUUGGAUCUCCGCACUGUGCUAGCAAGAAACAAUGGAACAGCUCCUUAUGCUAUAUGUAGUGAUCAAACAAUUCAAAGGCUUGCAAAGGUCAGACCCUCUACAAAGGCCAGAUUGGCAAACAUAGAAGGCAUCAAUCAGAAUUUCAUAAUGAUGUAUGGAGAUCACAUUGUUCAAAACAUCAACCAAAUGUCACAAGAGUUGAACCUCCUUUUGGAUGGAGCUGCACCAAUGCAUACAGUUAUGGAUGAGAAAGCUUAUACAAAUCCUCAAAGAAGAUUAACACAUUCUAAGUUGGACACGUGGAAAAUGUGGCACGAGGAUGGCCUUUCUUUUAAGGAGAUCGCUAACUUGCCUGACAGACCAGCUCCUAUAAAACAAGAGACUGUUGUGGAGUACAUACUGGAGGCUGCAAGAGAGGGACAUGCAAUCAACUGGGUCAGAUUUUGUGAAGAAAUUGGACUCACCAAAGAGAUUGCUGAAGACAUUCAAGGGGCGAUUAGCAAAGUUGGAAGAGACAGAUUGAAGCCCAUAAAAAAUGAGUUAGCCGACAGUGUGAGCUAUUCACAAAUCAAGACAUGCUUGUUGCUUCUUGACCUUGGGUUGUCAAUGAGUGAAAUUUUCUUUUCGUGGUCUUCAGAUGAAGUUUUGAUUUCAGCUGAUAAACCAGAAGAAUCUACCAAAGAUGGGCCAUCGCUGACAGGAGAUGAACAAAGUUCCAGCACCAACAAUUACGAUGCUCAUAGGGACACAGGUCUUCAGGAGUCCACCGAUCAUGUAGGUGACGUAAAGCUUGUGCUAUGUAGGAAGCAAGCCCGAGAUACCGACUCUCAGGAAGGUGAAAUUCCUGUAAAGAUACGGCAUAGAAGCCGGAGAUCCCAGGGAAGUAUCCAUGCACCUGAGGCAACUGACGACACAAUACUGAAGUGGCUAGGAAGCCACGAAGAGGCGUCUUUUCCUGAUAUUGUUGAUCAUUUUAAGGGAUCCACUGAGGAGGCUGUGAUCGAUAUUUUGGACCGUCUGGAGAGUGAGUUUCUGAUUUUCAAGAAGAAUAAUCUGUAUAAGGUUAUGUAGUUCCAGGUUAAUGUGAGGCUGCCACGCAACAACUAUGAUAAACUUGCAAAUCCUCUCCGGAAGCACCGAUCUAUGUAGAAAGGACGAACGUUUCCUGGCCUCCCAGUUUAACGUCUCUUAUUCGGCACCUAGUAUGUGAGCUCCUGUUUUCUUAGUUCGAGCUCUAUCAGCAGCGGUUGCUGCUGGAAUCUCACUGCUUUGCUUUGAUCAGAAUGUAAAUAAUCAAUAUGAGAGUAUUUACUGUCCAUGAAGGUAUGAAAUUAUUGAAAUGGAAAUGUAGCGUCUAAAUAUUGAAAAGAUAUAAAAAAAUGGUCCAUUCA
Molecule: messenger RNA, 3254 nt
Organism: Nymphaea colorata (pocket water lily)
Lineage: Eukaryota; Viridiplantae; Streptophyta; Magnoliopsida; Nymphaeales; Nymphaeaceae
Exons: 20
Coding region: 160-2934 (924 amino acids)
Biological process (GO): double-strand break repair via homologous recombination; DNA replication
Cellular component (GO): cytoplasm; chromosome; nucleus
Molecular function (GO): nucleic acid binding; 3'-5' DNA helicase activity; four-way junction helicase activity
Source: RefSeq, a predicted model, not a curated record